Molecule: messenger RNA, 2704 nt
Organism: Chelonia mydas (Green sea turtle)
Lineage: Eukaryota; Metazoa; Chordata; Testudines; Cheloniidae
Product: transcobalamin-1
Exons: 9
Coding region: 57-1358 (433 amino acids)
Biological process (GO): cobalamin transport
Molecular function (GO): cobalamin binding
Source: RefSeq, a predicted model, not a curated record
UAAAUACCAGGUCCUAGUCCAGGUCCCAGCACAGCCAGGGACCUGGAAACAGAGGGAUGAUGAGGACUUUGGUGACCAUGUUAGCAGGGCUCCUGCUCCUAUACCUCGCCCCAGGGGGGCUGUGCCAGGGCUGUGCCGUGGACAAGGAUGAAAGCCCCCUGGUGAGGGAUCUGCAGAAGAAGAUGAUCUAUUCAGUGAAUGCUAGUGCCCCCCCGAACCCCAGCAUCCUGCUUGCCCUGCGGCUGGCCCAGGACCACAACAGGCCCAUCGAGCAGGACAUGCUGAACAAACUGAGCCAGGACGCAGUACAGCGAGCUGUUGCGUCCUUCUCCUCGGGCCAGGUGGCCCUCCAUAUCCUGGCUCAACAGGCCUCCUGCUCCAACCCCCGGCGGGUCUCUGCAAACGGCUCCACCAUCAACCUGGUACGUCUCCUGGAGCAGAAGUUCCAGGCGGAAUUGCAGAACAUAGCGAGCCAUGGCAACCCCUUGACCAACUUCUACCAGCUCAGCUUGGAUGUGCUGGCCCUAUGCCAGCUGAACGGCAGCCUCUCACCAGCCAGAGCCAGUGCCCUCCUCCGCCCGGAUCACAAGAACUAUUACCUCAGCGGCCAGUUCUCCGUGGACACUGCAGCGGUGGCAGUCCUGGCUCAGAUCUGCCUGCAGACCAGGGGGCAGCCCCUCCCUCCGAAGGUGGAUAAGAAGAUCAGACAGAACAUGCAGUGGCUAGUGAACAAAAUCCUGAAAGAGAAGAGAAGAGAUGGAAUGAUCGGGAACAUCUACAGCACAGGGUUGGCCAUGCAGGCCUUAUCUGUCUCAUCCAGCUAUCUCAAACCCGGGGACUGGAGUUGCCUCCACACUCUGCACACUGUCCUGGACAAGAUUCCCCAGGGCACGUUCAAAAACCCCAUGGCUGCUUCCCAGAUCCUCCCUUCCCUGGAGAACAGGACCUACCUGGAUGUGAGUAAGCUCAACUGCUCCAUGGAUCCAGAUAACCUCCCCCUGUCCACCACCAGGCCCGCCCCACCCACUAGCCGCCCACCUAGCAUCAGAGUCACCUACACUGUUGCCGAUGGUGUGAACAACACAUUCAACGACUCUAUCAGUGUCACCGUGCCCCAGGGCUCCGUCCUUUUCAAGGUGAUGGAGGUCGCCCAGGAUAAAGACCCCAGCAAAUUCAGCUUCGAGUACACGCAGAGCUCCUGGGGCCCGUACAUCAUUUCUGUGCGGGGGCUGCAGGCUGAUAACAACCAGCGCACCUACUGGCAGCUCCUGAGCAACGGCAUCCCGCUGAGCCAAGGUGCUGGGGACUACGUCGUCUAUAAUGGCGAGAGGCUGGAGGUCAGAUUCUCCACUUACUGAGCUCCAGGGCACUGGCGAGCCUGGGGACAAGGGGUGUUCCAGAAGGUGAAACUUGUUCUGGCCUUUCUACUGUCCAGAGAUUUCAGGGUUCAGCAUCCCCCACCCAUUCCCCCCAGAGCAGGGGGUAGGAUGGGCCCCUGGGGACAACUGUGUCUUAUAUUCAUGUCUGUGUGACUGUUUCCCAAGCUCUGCCUGUGUCUGGCCCUCAGUCCUAAAAUAAACGCUCUGCAAGAGCUCGCCGUACCGUGAGGGUUAUUCCAGGCAAGGAGAGGGGCUGAGAAACUGGGAAUGUGGCUAAUGGGGCCUCUGAUGGGCACCCUCCAUCUGGAAACACAGCACAGCCGCAGGGCUGCCACUUCCCCCACCAUACAUAAGGGCUCACCCUGGAGCCCAUCCACUGCACUGGCCAAUGGGGUGCUGGGCUUACCAUGGAGUCACCAUCCCCUCUGGGGCCCUGGCCAAUGGGGCACUGAGUAGUCAGUCCCCAGGCCUGGACUCUCCCUUGCUGUGGCACUAGCUGUAGCAUCAUUAGUGGCCGGUCAUUAAGGCUUAUGGUGUAGCAGGGCAGGCUGGAGGGCACUGCUGGUGGAGAAUGGGAGGCUAAUGGUGUCAACAGCCCAGCUAAACCCUUCUUCCGCCUGGAUCCCCAGCAGCUGCACUUCCUGGGCUCCUUGCCUCACCCACUCUGGGUCCGAGCCCCCCAGCAGUGGCUGAUCCACAUGGGAGGGUGAUGAUUCUCCUAAAGCUGCCAGCCAGGGGACAUAGCCCUUUCGCCCUAGCAGUGGUGGCCUCAGCCUUUAGUGCUGAAGGUUCCAGAUUCAAACCCAAUCCAGACAGUAACAAGUGCCGAGGGCUGUUCUCCUCCUGGGUGAGGGUGUUAGAGAGGCCACCUCACCUGGCCCUUGGAAACUGCCCUGGGCCUGCAGGGAAAGGGGCUAGAGCUGUGGACUCAGGCUACAGGGGGCAGAAGCAGUAAACGCCACUGACUGUGAUAUUUACUGAGCCCCCACAGCAGAACCCAGAGGUGUCAGAGGCCUGGAUCAUGGACUGCAGUUAGAGGAGGCUCCACUCUGUGGGCCGUGUCUUUGGAGAUGGCUCUUCCCACAGGCAUGUGCCCUCCCACCUCCCCACUUCUGCCAUCACAACCCACUCGGAGAUUACUGCCUAGGGAGUUAGAAAAAAAUACAGGGAGAGGGCUAGGGAGAGUGAUGGGACUCAGAUCCAGUGAAAACUUUCUAGUUGAAAAGUUUUUUUUCAAUGAAAAACGGCUUUUCAUCCCCAACAAAAAUGUUUGUGUAGAUCAAAAAAAAAUCCAUUUUUAAUCUCAUUUUGUAAGGAAAAAACCC